AUGGGGUUUCUUCUUUCCAAGCUGUACCGAGACCAAAGCGUUUUUAUUCUUGUCCUUAGGCUGGGCUCUGAGAAGAAGUAUGCCAUUGUAGAGGACUUCUUUAGCGUCUUCCUUUCAAAGUUUAAGAUUGUGUAUACGCACAGAAGCGAGUAUCUAACAUACAACAAAAUAUCAGAGAAAAAUCGAAGUCUUUCGAUUGUGGAAAUGCACGACAGAGACCACUGCAAUCUGUUCUGGGACUGCAUCACCGGCAUGCACUCUAUCGUGUAUUUUAUUGAGAGCCUGACAAGCGGAAACAUGCUGGAAGUAAUAGGACAGAUAAAGGUCAUAAAAGAUGCAAACGCAGGGGCUUCUGUUCUGCUGGUUAUUGUUAGUAACAAGAUGGAGAUGGAGGGGUAUGUGCAGUUUAGAAAAAGUCUGAAACAGGCCCUGGAUGGCGUGAGCUACAGGGUAGUAGAUGGUGUGAUCAAUGCACCCGAAAAAACUCUUCUGACAAAGGAUGAGAUAUGCCAGGGUUUCUCUUGGAUUCUGAACCAGACGAGCUAA
This is a messenger RNA of Nematocida minor, 546 nucleotides long. RefSeq lists its product as uncharacterized. The record is from RefSeq and is a predicted model, not a curated record. The coding region runs from base 1 to 546 and encodes 181 amino acids. Lineage: Eukaryota; Fungi; Microsporidia. The transcript has a single exon.